Molecule: messenger RNA, 2142 nt
Organism: Diaporthe citri
Lineage: Eukaryota; Fungi; Ascomycota; Sordariomycetes; Diaporthales; Diaporthaceae
Exons: 2
Coding region: 1-2142 (713 amino acids)
Source: RefSeq, a predicted model, not a curated record
AUGCCCUCUCGUAGGACCGCGCAAAACUCGCAGCCGGCUUGGGCCGAAUUGAGCAGACGGGGGGCCGCUGAGAUCCUGAAGGUGGAGCAGGUCUCGAAAGACCUGUUCGUGCUCACCCUGACCCGGCGUAACAAGUCCAACCUCUUAGCUGAGGGCAUCGACAGGCUCGACUCCGGCCGCGAAGAAGCCGGUCUCAUCUUGUACAAUCUCCAGACAUGGGCGCCAGACGUGGCAGAGCGGUUCCAACCCCGGACGUCGGACGUCAUCCUCGACACGCCGUUCCGCCUGAUCUGCUCGAGCCCUUCAGGCAUCCCGUUCGACGGCGCCUUCGCCAUCAGACAGUACCUGGCGAUCAGCUACAGCUGGCACAGCACCGAUUGGAACUGUCCCGGCACGCCGCACUCGGCCCCUGAGCCCGGUGGCCUGUGGCCCAUCGGCAAGCGCUUCGCGGACGCGAUCCUGGGGCUGCGCGGGCACCCUCGGGAGGGCAUCUGGAUGGACCAGAUCUGCAUAGACCAGGAUAAUGAUGAUGAGAAGCAGAGGGCCAUUGCGUGCAUGGACAUCGUCUACAAGUCGUGCCGGCGACUGGUCGUGCUCCUUGAGGAUGUUGAGCUCACGGAUGACGAGGUUGCCCUGUGCAGGCGGUAUGACGUCCCUGAUUUGCGCUUUAAUAUCGGUGCACAACGGACAGACAGUGAGACCGCCGUACUCAUCUCUCUGUUUGACAAGGUAGCCAGGGCACGGUGGUGGAAGCGGGCCUGGUGCUUCCACGAGUUCGUCGUCGGGGAGCCUUGGUCCAACAAGAGACACCAGGAGGUGCACAACACCGUCUUUGUCCUGGGACAUGGGGUAGACAAAACCAUCUCCAUACAGUGGCUAACACUGCACUCGAUCCUGGCGACGGUGGUGAUCGAGGUUGACCACGAUACGCCAGACAGCGUCUAUGUCAGCCCGAUUCUGUCGGGGCUCGACGACCGCACGUCUCCGCUCCGCGACAGCCCUGAUCGCAAGGCCGGGGCGACCAGGGCCAGUUUCAUGGGGAGGUUCAACAGCGUUGCUCAGACGAAAUGCUUAAAGGCGGGUGAUCGGCUCAGCGUGUGCAUCAAUCUACUUGGCCUUGGCCUAGCCUACGUCCGGGGUGAGGAGCCCACCGAGGACGAGGUAUACUAUCUGGCGGUCAUGUUAGCGUUGGCGGCUGGGGAGAAGGCUCCGUUGUCUUUCGCCUACGUGGAGCCGCUGAUGCUGGGCGGGACUCAGUCAUGGCUGAUGAGGCCCAUAACGGCAACGGACACGACACUCCGCAAGUUCACUCUCGGAGAUAUGGAAGGCAUCCACAGCAUCUCACCGGACCGGCUGGAGCUAGAUCUAGUCUUCUUCAGACACUCCUUCGAAAGCCCCACCGAAGAGGAACUAAGCAAAACCUUUACCGUCUUCCCAGAUGCGAUCAAGAGCACGCCUCCGCCCCUCAAGAGAAUAGGGCCCAACCCCAUGCAAGGCCACCGACCCGAUGAGGAAUUAGAAAAACCUCGUCGGCAAUUCUUGGCGUCCGUCAUUGCCGGAGGGCGCGGCCUGGCUAGCCGCCUGUGGGCGCAGCUAGAGCGCGACGUGGUGAAGUACAACUACAACACCGGCAUUUUCGCAGAUUUCCAGUCCAACCAAGAUCUUCGAUCGAGCGCGGAGAGCCUCAUGAAGCUGCUGACCUGCGACGGGCUCAAAGAGGACAACUCCGAGGACAAUUUCACUGUUGAAGCUGCUCUCGCCUUCCUGACAUGGAUCACGGACCCGCGGUCUAUCUACUGGAUCUCGUGGUCCACCUCGCGGGCCGCGUGCAGCCGAGAUGGCGAGCAGGCACUCACGACCGGGUUCUCUGCGACCAAGAAUUUCUGGUCCAUGAUUACGGACGAGACGACGCCGGUCGUGGUGGCGGUCCCUACGGAUUUGCUAGAGGUGGAUUGCUCGUUGACAAGGGCGUGGGUCUUGGUGCAAGUGGGUGGCGAGCAGGAAGAAGUGGCGUGGAAGGUCGUAGCAAAGUGUUUGUUGUUGGGGAACACCGAUUUAGCCAAGGAAGUGAGGAAGACAGAAAACGGUGAACAUUCUGAAGCGGCUGUAGAGUUGAAGAAGAGACAGGUUGUUUUGGGGUGA